Molecule: messenger RNA, 4858 nt
Organism: Mugil cephalus (flathead mullet)
Lineage: Eukaryota; Metazoa; Chordata; Actinopteri; Mugiliformes; Mugilidae
Product: G patch domain-containing protein 2-like
Exons: 10
Coding region: 152-1546 (464 amino acids)
Source: RefSeq, a predicted model, not a curated record
CAUGAGCGUGGAGCUGCUGGGAGCUGGUAGCUUGUUUUGGAGGAGAGUCACCGAGGAGGAGUCACCUGAUUGGCUGGAGCGCAGGGCGGAAGUGCGUCUUGCGUCCCAGCUGUGCUGCUGAAAACAAAACAAGACAAGCAGCGACUGCACCAUGAUGGAUGAGCUGGUGCAGGACCUGGUAUCUGCACUGGAGCAGUCUUCAGAACAGAGCAAGCUCGGGGAGCUGUGGGAGGAAAUGGUCCUGAGUCCGCUGCAGCAGCGCAGGCAGAUCCGCCGCCGAAGAGGCCGCAGGCGCCUCCGCGAGUCCUCCCUGUACCCGGUGGAGCACAGGCGGUGCUGGAUCGAGGCCUCGGAAUCCAGCUUGGACGAGGCCAAAGAGUUCAGGGAGAACUCCUCCUCCGCCGUCACCGCCUCCGUGGCCAACUGCAGCGACUCCGAUGACAUGACUCCGACCAGCAACCGGUGGCCCUCGCUCAUGAGGGGCCCCGUCAGGAUGCGGCAGCCCUCGUGGCCGGAGUCCGACUCCUUCACGGAGAACAAUCCGGGGCGGCCUCUCAGGAGGCGGCGGAAGGUCAAGCGCGUGAGCUCAGACAUAACUCUGAGGCUGCAGCAGAAGUUAAAGGUUUCCGGCAUGGACGGGAGGCAGAAGCACAGGUCGUCUAAGAUGCAGCAUCUGUCGGGAUCGAAGAAGCGGCCCGGUGGUUGGAUGAGAGCAGACAGGCAGGCUGAAGGAGCCAGAAUGAUGGGAAAAGAGUGCUGGAAGAGAAAGAUGGCGAAGGAACACAGAGACACUGCAGACGAAAACAUGUCCGAAGGGGAGACCAGCAGCACAUGCAGCAGUGACCCCGGCCUGUUCACCAACGAUGAAGGAAGACAAGGCGAUGACGAGCAGAGUGACUGGUUCUUCGAGGGCGACUGCGGAGUCGGGACGGGCGUCGCCGGCCUGCUGCCCAGCUGGGAGGCCGACAGCCAACUUUCGCUCGAGGAUAAACAUCCCACCUUCCUGCAGCCCGCACGGCCGUCUGAGAGAGGUUAUCAUUCACGUCUUAAACGAGUGCCCGGCUCUGCCGCCUGCUGCAUCAGAAAGCAAAGGAGGCGGCUUCCCAGCAAGGGCGACGGCGUGCCAGUGUUUGUAGAGAGACUGAGACACUUCUCCCAAGACCCUUACCAGAGAGACUUUUGGCUGCCUUCUGUGGGAAAACGAGACCGAAGCCAGUUGAACCCUUUGUGCCCAUUACCAGUGUGUCCUAUUGACAUGGUGUCAGAGAGCCCCCGUCUCAGAUGUUCCUCCUCAGUCUUCAGAAACAGGCAGACUAACGUCACUCCAGGACUUUUGUGCAGAGGAGACGACAGGAAGAGGAGGGAAGCGGAAGCUGUAGCCAUCACAACAUCAGCUAGCAGCCCAUUUCACAUGGAUCACCAGAGAGAGCCGCAAGGAGCCAGCAACACCUCCACCCUAGAGGACGUGGGACCAAGUGCACCCGUUUCACAGUCCCCUACUUCUGCUCAGCCUGAGAUUUUGUCUUUACUCCAGAGGGACACCUGAAUGGGACUUGACAAUUACACCCAAGUCUGGCAGAACGUGGAGGAAAAGGAAAAAAAAAAAAAGAGCUAUUGUGCCAUAGAAUGAAAAAGGCUCGAACUCCUCUUGCUGCACAAACUUUAAGACAAAGAAAAAAAACCUACAAAGCACAUCAUUACUCUUCAAAUCAGCAUGUUACUGCUACAUCCAGCCCUUCCAGGUAGUAUAUUAAGCAUGACAAAUGUUAAUGCAAUCAAGCCUUGUUAAGCCCUCCGCCAUGUCCUCGAGGAAGAAGGCGGCUUCAAGAGGCUCCUCGUUUGACUCUAGACUUGGCGGCUCCUCCUGUUGCCGCACGGAGUCUCCGGGCCACCUGCCACCACACAAUCCAACAAUUACGUCCACUCUAGUAGCGCCGCAUUUGUCAGCAGGAACACCGGGAGGGUGGUCAGGUGAGGCCGUGUGGCCGGGGGGCGGGGGUGGGAGUCUGCUCUAGUUUGGGGCCGCCAACAAUGGCUUUGCAGCAGCACGUAGCGAGGUCUGAGACAGGAGAGCAUCACAAUGUUUAGCUACCACAUGCUGCUACAGGGUUCAGAGAGGCGACCACCGGUAGAGAGCCACACAAAGUACAGGCUUCCUAUUAGCAUGGAUUUGAAAAGCUACAGUCGGUACAAAGGUGCUCAUUAGCACAACACAGAGGGAGAGUCGUCGCGGUCCUCCGAGGGCCGCCUCUGUUCUCUCCAGGUUACCUUCUAUAUUCAAAUUUCCCCCAAACGCAUUUUAAGUUCAAGGCCGGCUGAAAAUCUGUUUGAACAGCCUGUUUUUUUUUUCCAGCGGCGCCCGACGAGCCGCUUUCGGGAGAGCGGGUGGAGGCCAGCUGAGUUGGAGUUGGAGGAGCCGUAGGAGACGGGAUGGGGGGAGUCGUACGUGGUGUUUUCACCUACCCUUGGGGUAUACAUUUCCCUGGCUCCUGCAGCAUCAGAUGCAUUAAAAGAUCAAUGGCGGCACGCAGCGAGAUCAAACGCGGCGGCUCAAGUCGAGCUGGUAAACGAGCGGUAUUCUCGGAAAAACGCACCCAUGCAGUAAUGUACAUUCUGCUUGACUUGAGCCGUAUAGGUGACGACGGUAGUCGUCUGUAAAACAGAAGCAACACAUGUGCCCGCGUCUGAUUUCACAAAGAAAAGUUUUCUGAAAAUUGAAGGCAUCCAGAAAUCUUCCAGGCACCAAAAGUAACAAGUAUGCACUUUCCUUAAUGAUCACAAUGAUCUUUUUAGUGAAAUGAACUGCACAUGAUCAUCAGCAUUUCUUUUCAGACACUUUAAAGCCUUCUUUAAGAGAAGAAUCGCGUUUAAUAGAAUGAGAUUUGCCAAUUAACGUGAGUUAUACGUCUGCAAUAAUCCGUCUGAGGAGGCUUUAUGUGAUCAUGUUGGAGGGGGAUGACAUUUAUAAAUGCUGUGUGUGCACACCAGUCUAAAUGGAUGCCUUGCGCAAGACACCCUGCCACAGAAAUCAGUCAAAGUGUUGAGGCGAGGGAGCCGCCCGCCCCCCCGACUACCGCUCCGCCUCCUCUUCCUCCUCCUCCUCCUCCUCCUAAUGCGGCUUGACCGGACGCACCGUAGGCUCUACCCGCUCCAAGAAUCUACAUCUGAUUAAUAGGAAUAUCACAGUUUGUGGCUCAUAAUUAGAAAAGAGAAAAAAAAAGCUUUUGAUGAAUACACUGAUUGGUUUUUCAACCCCCUGAGCUGGUUGACAAGUAUUGACUGCGCAGUGUUUUAAGAAGAGCUCUGCGCUGUUUCCUUAUCCGACGGUCUGUGUUGCGGUGCCAGGGCCUUGACAGCGGAGGACGAUGCAUCAGUUCGGAUGGAGUUCCAUUAGAAGCCGGAGAGGAAUACCUCACCUGCCACCUCGGUAAUUAGCAGCCCCCCAUAAUGACAUCUCCUCCAGACCUUAUGCCCCAAAAUGAAUUUUCAAUGGCUAGGAAAUGGGGGGGAACAGCAUCCGUGCAGCCAGUCAAUUGUCCUGUUACAGUUAAGGAAUCCAGCGGGCUGGUACCACUCAUAUUUCAUCCCAGGUAAAGAUUACCUGUCAGGCCCAUGGGAGAUGUAUUGAUCUGUUUUCCUUUUUCCGCCAGCAAUCACCUGACAAAGGCACCUAGGAGGCGAGUGAAUGAGUGAUGCCCGGUCUGUCUGCUCCGGCGCGGUGGCUUCUAGUAGUGUCCACCGGCGGAGUGGAGAGGUGAUGAGGAAGAGGGGAGAUAAUGCAGUCAUAAACUCUGUUUGAACCCCGUCCGUAUGCAUACGGGGCAGCCCCCUUUGAGCCCCACUGGUCACAGGUCGGUGAGGAAAUUUGAGGAAUUUUUUUUUUUUUUCUGGUUCGCAGGCAUUUGCUCUCGCUUUGUAGUGCGCACUGAUGAUGGAAACGCAUGCAAAACAGGUCCUCUUGUUCCUGCUGACAAAUGCAUGUUGCGAGUCACCGCAGUUCAACUCGCUUUGGGUUUCAAAGGCGAUCCAGUUGGCGAUGAAGUCCAACUUCGCGCGUCCUCAUGUUUCCUUUCUACUCUUACUGUGGCAACUAUCCUAGCGGUAUAUUUUACAUUCAUGUUUCCUUGGCAGCUAAAAGUAUUUAGAUAUUUGCCUUGUUCGGUGGAAUGUCAGAUAUUACCCAUGACGGCGUACGUUUAAAGUGAUAAAAUGUGUAGUAUUUAUGAUGUGAUAAUUAUGCACCCAUUAAUUGAGGAUUUAAGUCCCGAGGACAUUUAAUUCAAUUUAGUGAUAGAUAGUGCAGUAGAUAUGCCUCUCUAAUUUUUUUUUUUUACUAUCGUGCUUUUUUUAAUUUUGAUUUACAGGGAUUUAAAUAUAUCUUGCUCAUAUCAGGGCUCCAAGGCAGCUAUCCACAUUUGAUACAUAGUACAAAUAGCAUCUUAUCGCUGAGGCUGUUAUCUUUAUGUUUAAUAGCAGUGUAGGCAUGCCUAAUUGCUUUGCAAAUGAUCUAAAGAGGAUUACCCCUUCCUUAGAAAGCCUGCACCAUGUCACUAGAUGUUAGAGAGACAACACAAUGGUAGAAUUCAAUCAAACCUGCAGUGCGGCGUUUAUGCAGUAGGAUCAUCGUUUAGCGUCGUGUCAAAAAACAAAAUUCCAGGAACAGGAAGGGUACUUCGCUGUUCGAUAAACUCUAGUCUACUUGUGUAUUUUAAAAGUGCUAAAAGUGGGUUUUUUAAAGAAUACCUUGCCUUCAUGUGAUGUUAUAUUUAUUCCUCCAUGUCAUGAGUAUUAGUAGGAAAAAAAAACAGCAGCUCAUUUUAAAGACUGAAUUUGUGUGCAAUAAAUCAGCUUCAGUGUC